Messenger RNA from Otolemur garnettii (small-eared galago), 1624 nucleotides. It is a transcript of the gene SEH1L, whose product is annotated as SEH1 like nucleoporin. The transcript is spliced from 8 exons. Gene Ontology annotation, molecular function: protein binding; structural molecule activity. Gene Ontology annotation, biological process: positive regulation of TORC1 signaling; cellular response to amino acid starvation. NCBI's taxonomy places the organism in Eukaryota, Metazoa, Chordata, Mammalia, Primates, Galagidae. Bases 86 to 1159 code for a protein of 357 amino acids. The record is from RefSeq and is a predicted model, not a curated record. Gene Ontology annotation, cellular component: nuclear pore outer ring; Seh1-associated complex.
GUGCGCGCCCGAGCUGAAGAGUUUCUGAAGGCUGAGGGCCGCGUGCCGCCACCGCCCUCUUAGGAGGCGCGGGCCGGCGGAAGCCAUGUUUGUAGCGCGCAGCAUCGCGGCAGACCAUAAAGAUCUCAUCCAUGAUGUCUCUUUCGACUUCCACGGGAGGCGAAUGGCGACAUGCUCCAGCGACCAGAGCGUUAAGGUGUGGGAUAAAAGUGAAAGUGGGGAUUGGCAUUGUACUGCUAGCUGGAAGACACAUAGCGGAUCUGUAUGGCGUGUGACAUGGGCCCAUCCUGAAUUUGGACAGGUUUUGGCUUCUUGUUCUUUUGACCGAACAGCUGCUGUUUGGGAAGAAAUAGUAGGCGAAUCAAAUGAUAAACUUCGAGGCCAGAGUCACUGGGUUAAAAGGACAACCCUAGUGGAUAGUAGAACAUCUGUUACUGAUGUGAAAUUUGCUCCAAAGCAUAUGGGUCUUAUGUUAGCAACCUGUUCAGCAGAUGGCAUAGUAAGAAUAUAUGAAGCGCCAGAUGUUAUGAAUCUCAGCCAGUGGUCUCUGCAGCAUGAGAUCUCAUGUAAGCUAAGCUGUAGUUGUAUUUCUUGGAACCCUUCAAGUUCUCGGGCUCAUUCUCCCAUGAUAGCUGUAGGAAGUGAUGACAGCAGUCCAAAUGCAAUGGCCAAGGUUCAGAUUUUUGAAUAUAAUGAAAACACCAGGAAAUAUGCAAAAGCUGAAACUCUUAUGACAGUCACUGACCCUGUACAUGACAUUGCAUUUGCUCCAAAUUUGGGAAGAUCCUUCCAUAUUCUAGCGAUAGCAACCAAAGAUGUGAGAAUUUUUACAUUAAAACCUGUGAGGAAAGAACUUACUUCUUCUGGUGGUCCAACAAAAUUUGAAAUCCAUAUCGUGGCUCAGUUUGAUAAUCAUAAUUCUCAGGUCUGGCGAGUGAGUUGGAAUAUAACAGGAACAGUGCUGGCAUCUUCAGGAGAUGAUGGCUGUGUAAGAUUGUGGAAAGCUAAUUAUAUGGACAAUUGGAAGUGUACUGGUAUUUUGAAAGGUAAUGGAAGCCCGGUCAGUGGGAGUUCUCAGCAGGGAAACACAAAUCCUUCCCUAGGUUCAAAUAUUCCAAAUCUUCAGAAUUCAUUAAAUGGAUCUUCUGGUGGCAGGUAGGCUGUUUUGUGGGAAAACUAGAAAUUAUCUUCUUUUUAAAGCAUUCUGGUAAUUAUACUAAAGGCAGGUUAUUUCAUGAGUUAUAAGAUAGAAUGAAGAAAUUUAUAUGUAAUUAUGGUAGUAGAAUUAAGAAGUCAUUUUGUUAGCUCUGUAUUUGGCUUACUUGGUUGUAAUAUUUACAGGUAGAUCAUGAGGCCCCAAAACUAAUUGUAUUCCAGAAUUUAGUGGUCUAUCCCUAGAAAUGUUUAUAGUUUUUGAGAUUUUAUUUUUUGCAAUAGUGAGAGGAAGAGGCACUGUAGUUUAAUAGAGUUUUAGUCCUAGAUGUACAGUAGUGUUUUUAAGGCUUACAGUGUCACCUUUUCAUCAAGUCAAACUCAAGUUUUGAAUAAAAUACGUUAAAUUAAAGCUUUGUAAGGCAGGGUGCAGUGGCUUAAUGCUUGUAAUCCUAGUACUCUGGGAGGCUGA